Messenger RNA from Dromaius novaehollandiae (emu), 1308 nucleotides. It is a transcript of the gene SMDT1, whose product is annotated as single-pass membrane protein with aspartate rich tail 1. Gene Ontology annotation, cellular component: mitochondrial inner membrane; uniplex complex. The coding region runs from base 110 to 397 and encodes 95 amino acids. NCBI's taxonomy places the organism in Eukaryota, Metazoa, Chordata, Aves, Casuariiformes, Dromaiidae. The record is from RefSeq and is a predicted model, not a curated record. Gene Ontology annotation, biological process: calcium import into the mitochondrion; mitochondrial calcium ion homeostasis. The transcript is spliced from 3 exons.
UCCCCCUCCCCCCGUCCCCUCCCAAGCAUCGCGAGAGCUGGAGGCGUCGCCGGGGCCGCUGCCGCCUCGACUCGGCUGCUCCAGCACCCGACAAGGGGCAGGAAGGACGAUGGCAGCGGCAGCCGGGCGCUUCCUGGCGGCUGCCGCGGCUUCCUCGGCGCGGGCGGGCGGGCUUCUCCGCGCCCCAGCUGUGCCCGUUGUGCCCUCCCGCAGCGCCACCGUCACUCGCAGCGGCGCCAUUUUGCCCCAGCCGGUUAAGAUGCCCUUUGGCCUCCUCAGAGUAUUUAGCGUUGUGAUCCCUUUCCUGUACGUUGGAACUCAGAUCAGUAAGAACUUCGCAGCCCUACUUGAAGAACAUGACAUCUUUGUCCCAGAGGAUGAUGACGAUGAUGAUUAAAGGAAUUGUAAUGGAAGAACAGAAAUGAGGAAGCCAGUGGCAAAGAAGUGGUUUUGACAUCUGUCACCUGUGCUUUACCAUUCCUAAAGAGGAAGGGCAGGGGGCCCUGUAUCCCCUUUGCCAGUAAUUGUCCUUUGCAUGUCUGUAUGAGAGAAAAUUGUAGAUGAAGGUUGAAGGGAAUAAUUGAUAGGACUACAUCCUUGCAUACACUAUCUUCGCCUCAUAAAAAGACUGCUUGGGAUUCCUUUUAUUAGCUAAAUGAAAACAUAAUUAAAGAACAACAGACUGAGAAGUACAGAUUUGUUUUCUUGUUUUUAUAGAUUAUGAUGCAGCAUUUCUGUCUUAACCUUUCUACCUCCAUGUGUCUGUUCAAGUGAGGAUGCUCUGUUCAUAUGCACAUGCAGUUGUCCUUUCCAUGAGACUCAGUACCGUGCCAUCUAACGUGCACAACAGGAGUCCUAGAGGAACAAGCAGUCCCACAACAGACUCCCAUUAGAACUGUGGGGUGCAUGUUGAUGCUGGCACUACAGUUCAGAUAAUGUUCCUCUGUAAUCUGGCCCUAUGCAGUUAUGUCUGACAGGGACCACAUCAUUAAUUUCAUUUGAUGGUUAAACAGAGUAUUUCCUUGUGGAGUCAAAGUUCUGAGCAGAUUUGCUAAUAGAAAGUUAAGAUCAUGAGUGGCAAACUAACUAAGCUAAUGUGUUUUACUGCAUCUUAUCUAAGAACAAGGAGAUUCUCUCUGAAUGCUCUGGCCACAGCUAUUUUGUAAUUGCCAUUCUGUACUUCUGUAUGAGUCCUAAUAUAUUUAUUUUCUUACCUGUGUAUAAAUUUCAACCUUUUCUUCCUCAAAAGUGUUCAUUAGGGCAGUUAAAUCAUCAAUAAUAAACUUUAAGAUCUUUUCUUUACUGAUA